CGCGAAAGGGUACUCAACCGCAUGGGUGAGCUGUGUAGGGACUGGAUUCGAACUGUCUGCAUAAAGAAAGGCUUGUCGACGGACGUAGUGAACGUGGCGGGUGGGCAGUUGUUCACGUCUGGAUCAUACCGACUGGGUGUACACGAACCUGGUGCCGAUAUUGAUACCAUUCUCGUCUCACCGAACGCGUGUCAGCGAAUGGAUUUUUUUGGAACCACGAUACUCUCAACCGUAGAAGGAGAAGAAGGCACUCGCGAUCCAACCAGUCUCGCCGAACGAAUUCGAACACACCCAGACGUGACGAAUUUUGUUCCUGUCGAAUCUGCUGCCGUCCCCAUUCUGACUUUUGAUUGGGAAGGAAUUAACAUCGAUUUGUUAUUUGCUCGUCUCAAUACAGCGUCGGUUCCCCCUGACUUUGAUAUUGAUAACGACGCCGUUUUGGACGGCGCCGACGGGGCGACGGAAAAGUCGCUCAAUGGUCCGCGGGUCACCAACCUCAUUGCUGCCCUCGUGUCGGGCACACCCCAACGGUAUCAAGUAUUUCUAACUGUUGUUCGGUGCGUUCGUAAGUGGGCCAAGGCCCGAGGCCUCUACAGCAACAAAAUGGGCUACUGGGGAGGCGUGAAUAUCAAUAUUGGUGUCGCACUCGUCGUACAGCUGUACCCCAACGCGUGCGGAGCCAGCCUCCUGCGUAAAUUUUUCCUCGUUUUUAAGACAUGGCGCUGGCCGCAGCCACUAUUACUCACGAAACCGCACGACGCGGGCUACGGUCUGCCGGUCUGGAGCGUGGCGACGGCAGUGCGCCAGGUAGCUCCAAUGAUCACUCCAGCCUAUCCUGCUAUGAAUUCGACUCUCGCCGUGUCGCGACAGACGUUGCAAAUUCUACAGGAAGAAUUCAACCGUGGCCACACAGUUGUAGACCAACUAUGGAAAGAUUACCAAAAGAAUCCGGCACAGGAGUUGAACUGGAAUACCUUGUUCGAACCGUCUGAUUUUUUUAUUAACUAU
Molecule: messenger RNA, 1008 nt
Organism: Phaeodactylum tricornutum CCAP 1055/1
Lineage: Eukaryota; Bacillariophyta; Bacillariophyceae; Surirellales; Neidiaceae
Product: GABAR1 G protein-coupled GABA receptor
Exons: 1
Cellular component (GO): nucleus
Molecular function (GO): poly(A) RNA polymerase activity
Source: RefSeq, a predicted model, not a curated record